Rhinichthys klamathensis goyatoka is the source of this 3355-nucleotide messenger RNA. It is a transcript of the gene arnt, whose product is annotated as aryl hydrocarbon receptor nuclear translocator. Bases 380 to 2611 code for a protein of 743 amino acids. The transcript has 21 exons. Gene Ontology annotation, biological process: regulation of transcription by RNA polymerase II. Gene Ontology annotation, cellular component: transcription regulator complex; cytoplasm; nucleus. The record is from RefSeq and is a predicted model, not a curated record. NCBI's taxonomy places the organism in Eukaryota, Metazoa, Chordata, Actinopteri, Cypriniformes, Leuciscidae. Gene Ontology annotation, molecular function: DNA-binding transcription factor activity, RNA polymerase II-specific; RNA polymerase II cis-regulatory region sequence-specific DNA binding; protein dimerization activity.
GCUGCUUUGGACGCAGAGUGGCGCGUCUAGCUCGUGCAGAGUCUCUAGUUUCCUCUUCUGACGCGUUUCUGCUGCUUACUGGAAGAUUACAGGCGCCAUCUUGGAUCAGGAGAGGUUUUUAAACUGGAAAAAGUCAAAGAGCAGAAAAGAAAAACAACUGCUAUUAUACGUCUGCAAACCCGUCCGUUCGGGCCUGCGGUGAGGAUGACACUCGGUUUAAAUUCAUGACAUCGGUUUUAAAGUACUUUUGAAAGACUCGAACUGAAGUAAAACCGCACUGGAAAAAGAAACAAACAUUGGACAGGGAGAUUUUUCUCUGCAGCUGGGAAAGUUGUUUUGUAUUUGUUCGCUCGCAAGAGAACACGUUUACCUCUAAGAUAUGACAUCAGCGGAUCCAGAUAUGGCUGAGGUCUCUUCACUGGCCAUGGCCACACCAGCCGUGUCGAAGGCCAACAACAAGCGGCAAGCCAGCUCUGACUUUGAAGACGAUGAGGGAAGUAAAUUGUUCAGGUGUGAUGAUGACGGAGGUGGAUCGAAUGACAAGGAGAGAUUUGCCAGGGAGAACCACAGCGAGAUUGAGCGGAGGCGGAGAAAUAAGAUGACCGCGUACAUCACAGAGCUGUCAGACAUGGUGCCCACCUGCAGCGCACUGGCACGCAAACCAGACAAGCUCACCAUCCUGCGCAUGGCUGUGUCACACAUGAAGUCUCUCAGAGGGAGCGGCAACACCAGCACCGAUGGAGCCUAUAAACCGUCCUUUCUCACAGACCAGGAGCUGAAGCACCUGAUUUUAGAGGCAGCUGAUGGUUUCCUGUUUGUUGUGUCAUGUGAGACCGGGCGCGUCGUUUAUGUUUCGGACUCCGUCACACCGGUUCUGAACCAGUUACAAAAGGAUUGGCUUGGAUCAUCACUGUACGACCAGCUUCAUCCAGACGACAUAGAGAAAUUCCGAGAGCAGCUUUCCACCAGUGAGAACAACAGCGGUCGAAUGUUAGACAUGAAAACAGGCACGGUGAAGAAAGAGGGUGGUCAGACAUCUGUGAGGAUGGGUAUGGGUGCACGCCGCUCCUUCAUCUGCAGGAUGAGAUGUGGAGUAUGUCCAGUAGAGCCAGUAUCCAUGAACAGACUCAACUUCCUGACAAGCAGAAACAGGAAUGGAUUGGGUCCUCCUAAGGACGGUGAACCGCAGUAUGUGGUUGUGCACUGCACAGGCUUCAUCAAAUCCUGGCCUCCUGCAGGAGUGACUCUCGCUGAAGAGGAGGCUGAUAAUAAUCAGGGAAAUCGCUGUUGUCUAGUCGCCAUUGGAAGGCUACAGGUCACCUGUUGCCCAGGCGACAAAAACAUAAAUAACAUCAGCGUUCCAGUGGAGUUUAUUUCCCGCCACAACUGCCAGGGCAUGUACACCUUUGUGGAUCACCGCUGUCUAGCAACAGUGGGCUACCAACCUCAGGAGUUACUGGGGAAGAACGUUCUGGAGUUUGCACACCCAGAAGACCAAGGCUUAGUGCAAGACAGCCUUCAGCAGGUGGUGAAACUGCGAGGUCAGGUGCUUUCGGUGAUGUUCCGCUUCCAGUCUAAAUCCCGUGAGUGGAUCUGGAUGAGAACGAGCUCAUUCACCUUCCAGAAUCCUUUCUCUGAAGAGAUCGAGUACAUCAUCUCCACCAACGCCAAUGUCAAUAGAGGUCCGAAUCAGGAUUCCCUGUCCCCCCUUUCCUCCCCGGGGGUGUCACUGCCCCCUUCACUGGGGCAGAGCAGUCCUAACUGCCCCUCCACACCCAGCCCAGGUCAAGUCUCAGCCAGGCAGUUGCAGCAGCAGCAGGAGUUAGACGGAGGGAUCGGCAGAGAUGCAGCCUAUGAAACCAAUCAGGUCACUCUUCCUCAGGUUCCUGUGCAGACUGUAGGUGUAGUCAGUGCUGAUCACAACUCUAAGGCCGUGUCAUCCAGUGCCUCCAGUGGACAGCAGGUUUACCCACCAGCAGCGUCUUUCCCCAGUACUGCACGUCCCAGUGAGCCCUUCAGGUCAGCAGCGAUGGCCCAGCAGAUGGUGCCGGUGUCUCAUUCAGCAGGUCAGAUGCUGGCGCAGAUGUCCCGUCAGAGCACGCCCUCUGGAGUCGCCGUCAGCAACAACAGCCCCAUCCAGGCCCCGGCGGGACCCUCAGUGUCGCCUGGAGUCUGGUCUGCCACACGACCUCCCUUCAACACACAGCAGGUGGCAGGUCAAGUUGGGAAAAGUCCGUCAUCUCAGUUUAACAUGGGUGGUUUCAGCUCCGCCCCAACAUCUUCCACUUCCUUUGGCCAGAUGGGCGGAGCUUCUGCUUCAAUGGCAAACGCAUCAAGUUACCAACAAAUAAACAAUCACACCAACCCCUCAACUAAUGGAUAUGGUGACGUCAGUCAGAUGGCAGCGCAGUUCAGCUCCAGGCCAGUAGAGGGAGUUACAGGGUGGCAGCAGUGGCAAAACCAGCCACACACGCAAGGCACUGCAGACACACACCCGCAAAACCACCAGCCAGAGAUGUUUCCAGAUGUUCUCUCCAUAUUGGAUCAGACCGGCAGCUUCGGGAACGAUGACUUUGGAGAGAUGCCCAUGUUUCCUCCCUUCCCCGAGUGAUCCCGCUUUUCUCUGUCAGUUCCUUCACUCACUGUUGCUCUCUUAUGUGCCAUUUCUUACUCUUUUAACCAAACGGAGAGCAGGGUCGGACAGAAUGGAGGCACAGGGGGAUCUAGCGAAAGAGACGGAUGUGUUGUGAGAAUGGAAGUUAUAAGCCAUAAUGUGAGGAUGCAGGAGGGAGACAGAAACGGCGUAGCGCACAGACAGACAGACGGGCGUUGUUGAAACGUGUUCACUUUGAAACCACGCACACUUGCACACCUCUAGCACAAGCGGUCCCACACUGUCUCUGCCGUACACGCACAUACUUUGAUUUUUUGUUGGCAACGAGGAGGGUUAGUUUGCCCUAUAAACACACACACACACACACACGCGCGCACAAAGGCAGUCUCGUCUGUCUGUCUCUGACUGUGAUUGUGUACCGAUUGCACUGCCUCUUUUCUAAUGCCAUGUGACAUUUUGAUCCCGAUGUUAAAAUGUGUCAGUAAGUCGUUCAGAAAUACGUCCAGAUCAGAUGUGUUGGUCGGGUUCGUUGUUGUCUGUAAAGCAGAAGCAUGUUUUUGUUUUUCUUCUUCUCGUUUUUAAGAGCUGCUUUUUUGAAGAACAGGCUCCCUUUCAGUUGAUGACUUGGAAUUUGAAUUGAAUUGGCCUGACAGGAUGUUGAAUUGGAAACACAGGAAGAUUAGCCUCAAUCAAUUUUUACUGAAUUGGAAUUUUGCACAUUAAAGGCUGGCAUUUACUCAC